Messenger RNA from Nilaparvata lugens (brown planthopper), 846 nucleotides. RefSeq lists its product as uncharacterized. Gene Ontology annotation, biological process: phospholipid metabolic process; arachidonate secretion. NCBI's taxonomy places the organism in Eukaryota, Metazoa, Arthropoda, Insecta, Hemiptera, Delphacidae. The record is from RefSeq and is a predicted model, not a curated record. Gene Ontology annotation, molecular function: A2-type glycerophospholipase activity; structural molecule activity. Bases 1 to 846 code for a protein of 281 amino acids. The transcript is spliced from 2 exons.
AUGACAAUUUUGAUUACACUUUUGGGCAACAAAGCCAAGUAUAAGAAUACAAUCAAACGCCUUUUGGAUGAUAGCAGAGAUGGUGGUCAAAGACAUUCUGAGAGACAAGUGACUGGGAGAGGAUCUAUUGCUCCAAGGCAUGAUUUUAGUAAGGAGAAAAGUCAGAAGAUCUAUAGAGGAAGAGGUGUUCUGUCAGCUAUCAAGGGAGCUGCUGGUACAAUAGUUAAUAAGGCAAUCGACAUUCUACCAGUUGAACUUCAUAUCCCUGGCUAUCAAUACUGUGGACCAGGAACAAAACUUCAGAAGCGAUUAGCACAAGGUGAUCCAGGGAUCAACAAACUUGAUCAGGCUUGCAAGGAGCAUGAUAUUGCCUAUUCCAAGAGUGGUGAUACAGCAAGCAGAGCAGUAGCAGACAGCAUCUUGGCAGAGAGAGCCUGGGACAGAGUGAGAUCUGAAGAUGCAGGGGUGUUGGAAAAAGCUGCAGCACUAGCAGUCACCAACAUCAUGAAGGCUAAGGCAAAAUUUGGGGGAGGUAUGAAAAGAUCACUGAAGGAAGUCAGCAGGGUGGCUGAGAACGGGAAGAAACAAAAGAUUCAGCCAUCACAGAAAAAAUCAGUGAAAGGAGGUCGAGGAGGAGCUAGGGUCAUUGAGAAUGCCCAUGCUAAAUGUCCUAACAUGGAGGAGGCGAAGUGGGAGUCGCUGAAAAUAUCCAUCUUCAAUGCCACCCUGAUCCAGAGCAGCACGGCCAUGCUGAUCCAGAGCCUCCCAUGGACAUCCCGAUCCAGCAUGUCCACCAUGGACACAUUAAUCUGGUGUGAUAGAGGUCUCCAUGACCAUGCAGAGUGA